GUGGUUUGGUCCAUCAGUUGAUCUGUAAACUGCUUUGCGUGCAUAACAUACACACAUUUUAUCGAUCGUCGUUACAAGCAAUAUGAAGUUUUUGAUUGUCCUGGCUCUUUUGGUGGCUGCCGCAUCGGCAAUGCCACAAUUCGGCGGAUUCGGUGGACCAGGUGGAUUUGGUGGAUUUGGUGGUGGUCCUGGCUUUGGCGGCGGCGGUUUUGGUGGAGGCCCUGGAGGAUUCGGUGGACCUGGAGGAUUCGGAGGACCUGGUGGAUUCGGCGGCGGUGGUUUUGGUGGUCCUGGAUUCGGUGGACGAUCAGGAUUUGGUGGCGGAUUCGGCGGACCAGGUGGAUUCUACGGCUAAGCUAUCUAAGCUGAUGCCUGGAGCAUCGAAAAUAUAUUACAAAUUCAUUAAGAUUAGUUGUAAAUUAAAAGUCUGAAAAUCACAAAAAUAUAAAAAAAAAAAACAAAAUAUAAAAAAAUGUUAUUUUUUCUCAAAACAAAAGGUUGAGCUUGUCGGGCUGAUUGACUUUAAGUUUAUAUGUAUAUCAGGUUUGUCUACUACUGAACAUGAGUAACGAAUUUGUAUUCUACGAGAGCUGCAUAAAAUGCCCGUUAAUUUUGACAUAUAUAUGAAAACAACAACAUUAAAAUUGUUUGCUUAGACGGAUUUUAUCUGUUCUUUA
Drosophila sulfurigaster albostrigata is the source of this 677-nucleotide messenger RNA. RefSeq names its product keratin, type II cytoskeletal 3-like. The coding region runs from base 83 to 355 and encodes 90 amino acids. NCBI's taxonomy places the organism in Eukaryota, Metazoa, Arthropoda, Insecta, Diptera, Drosophilidae. The record is from RefSeq and is a predicted model, not a curated record. The transcript has a single exon.